Glossina fuscipes is the source of this 1524-nucleotide messenger RNA. It is a transcript of the gene PheRS-m, whose product is annotated as probable phenylalanine--tRNA ligase, mitochondrial. Gene Ontology annotation, biological process: phenylalanyl-tRNA aminoacylation. NCBI's taxonomy places the organism in Eukaryota, Metazoa, Arthropoda, Insecta, Diptera, Glossinidae. The record is from RefSeq and is a predicted model, not a curated record. Bases 58 to 1464 code for a protein of 468 amino acids. The transcript has 3 exons. Gene Ontology annotation, molecular function: phenylalanine-tRNA ligase activity; ATP binding; tRNA binding. Gene Ontology annotation, cellular component: mitochondrion; cytoplasm.
AGCGGUUCAAUCAAUUAAAACUAAUCGAAAUAAAUGGUAAUUUAAAUUACAAACAAAAUGCUGACAAUUUUAAAACCAUUAAUGCAAGUUACACUGCGACGUUUAGAAAAAGUAAAUUUUUAUAAACUGCGGAAAAAAUCUUUAAUAUAUAAUUAUUCUAACAAGAGAUUUUUUGCGAAUGCUGCUGCAGCUAAAACCUAUUUGGACAUUAACGGUUUCGCUUAUAGCGUUGAUAGCUGGACUAAUGUAACACCGAAGAUUUUAUCAUAUUUGGGUUUAAAUAAACACCUACAAAAAAAUCAUCCUUUAUCCAUCAUCAAGAAACGUAUAGUAAAUUAUUUUUACAAAGCAUACAAAACUUCUCGGGGUAAUCCGUUAUUCUCGGUAUAUGACAAGCUUAAUCCAGUAGUUACUAUACAACAAAACUUUGAUAAUUUGUUGAUACCGGUCGAUCAUGUAAGUCGCAGCAAAGCAGAUUGUUAUUAUGUGAAUCAACGUUAUCUUCUAAGAGCCCACACCACCGCACAUCAAGUAGAUUUAAUAUCGAGUGGAUUGGAUAACUUUUUGGUGGUAGGUGAAGUGUACAGACGAGAUGAAAUUGAUAGUACUCAUUAUCCAGUCUUUCAUCAAUUAGAUGCAGUACGUUUGGUAACUAAAGAUAAACUUUUCGAACGUAAUCCAGGACUAGAAAUCUUCGAAAGAGACUGGUCGCCAAAUUUGUACAAUACUAAUCAAAAUCAAAUUUUAAGUUUAUCCAAAUGUAUGGAUCAAACGAAACAAUCCUGCCAUACUUUAGAGGCAAUUAAAUUGAUCGAACAUGAGUUAAAAGGGGUGCUGGCUGGUUUGGCAAAAGAUUUAUUUGGUGCGAAUAUUAAACACCGUUGGGUGGACACUUAUUUUCCGUUUACACAACCCUCUUGGGAAUUGGAAAUUUUCUAUAAAGGGCAAUGGCUUGAAGUUUUAGGUUGUGGUAUUAUGAGGCAUGAAAUUUUGCAACAAUCGGGAGCACAUAAUUCAAUAGGUUAUGCUUUUGGUUUGGGUUUAGAGCGUUUGGCCAUGAUAUUCUUCGAUAUUCCCGACAUUCGCUUAUUUUGGUCCACAGAUACGGGGUUUCUAACGCAGUUUAAUGAAAGUGAUUUAUACAAUUUAAAGAAAUAUAAAGCGGUAUCUCAAUAUCCUCAAUGCAUAAACGAUCUGUCAUUUUGGUUGCCACCUGGUGUUCAGGUUAACGAGGGUUUUGCACCAAAUGAUUUUUAUGAUAUAGUGCGAAAUGUUGCGGGCGAUGUGGUAGAACAGAUCAGUUUAGUUGACCAGUUUAAUCAUCCAAAAAAAAAUCGUACAAGCGUUUGUUUUCGCAUCAUCUACCGUCAUAUGGAACGGACUCUUACACAAAAAGAAGUAAAUGACGUACACAAACUUAUUGUCGAAGCAUGCGUGGCAACAUUUAAUGUAGAUAUACGUUAAGUAUGUUAGCUUUUGUCAAUAUUAUUGCCAUUGCAAGAAAAAAUCUUAAAGUGUAAUUCU